This is a messenger RNA of Venustampulla echinocandica, 549 nucleotides long. Its product is annotated as Proteasome subunit beta type. The transcript has 2 exons. Gene Ontology annotation, biological process: proteasomal protein catabolic process. Gene Ontology annotation, molecular function: peptidase activity. The record is from RefSeq and is a predicted model, not a curated record. Bases 1 to 549 code for a protein of 182 amino acids. Gene Ontology annotation, cellular component: proteasome core complex; nucleus; cytosol. NCBI's taxonomy places the organism in Eukaryota, Fungi, Ascomycota, Leotiomycetes, Helotiales, Pleuroascaceae.
AUGAGAGGAGCAACAGUUCUUAAAGCCUCAGACGACAAGACGAGACAGUUAAACAACCAUACCUUGAUGGCAUUCUCGGGAGAAUCUGGAGAUACAGUGCAAUUCGCAGAAUACAUUCAAGCAAAUGCGCAACUCUACUCCAUGCGCAACGGCAUCGAACUCUCUCCCUCUGCAGUCGCACACUUCGUCCGAGGCGAACUUGCCUCCUCCCUCCGCUCCCGUAAACCAUACAACGUCAAUCUGCUCCUCGGCGGCGUUGAUCCCAUCACCCUCAAGCCCUCGUUAUACUGGCUCGACUACCUGGCGUCGUUGGCCCCCCUUCCAUAUGCUGCACACGGUUAUGCACAAUACUACUGCUUGUCCAUUCUCGAUAAGCAUCAUCAUCCGGAUAUUGAUUACGAGCAGGGAAUCAAAAUCUUAAGGAUGUGUACGGAUGAGUUGAAGAGGAGAUUACCGAUUGAUUUCAAGGGCAUGCUGGUCAAGGUUAUUACGAAGGAUGGGAUCAAGGAAAUAGAAUACUUGGAUGAUGAGAAGGUGGCUUGUCCCUGA